UAGUUACCAGUUAUUAAAAAAGGCGUAAAAUCCCACAAUAAACUUGUGAUAUAUGUAUUAUUGCUUCCUACCUACGAAUAUUUAUACUUGUAGAUUGUUCUAUGAACAUAACCUAUAUUUAAUCGUAUACAAAACGACAACAAAACAAUAUAUUCAAACAAUUGAUAAAAUGAGUGAGGCACCCCCUGCUAAAAAAGUAAAAGUCGAAGAAGAUGUGAAACCCGAAGUUAACGAUGAUGAAGAAAGUGAUGAGUCCCCGUCAGAUACAGUUGGAAAAACUCCAAGAUUGUGUCCCUACCUCGACACAAUCAACAGGCAAUACCUGGACUUUGACUUUGAAAAACUGUGUUCGGUUUCCUUAACAAGGAUAAACGUGUAUGCUUGUUUAGUGUGUGGGAAAUAUUUCCAGGGCAGGGGUACUAAUACACACGCCUAUACCCAUUCAGUGGCUGAAAGCCAUCAUGUGUUCUUAAAUUUACAGACCUUAAAGUUUUAUUGUCUGCCUGACAAUUAUGAAAUUAUUGAUUCGUCCCUGGAUGAUAUAAAGUAUUUAUUAAAUCCAACCUUCACUGAGGAGCACAUUAAAUGUCUGGACUCCAAUACAAAACUCUCAAGAGCCAUUGAUGGGUCUUUAUACAUGCCUGGAAUUGUUGGUUUAAAUAACAUCAAAGCCAAUGAUUAUUGUAAUGUUGUCCUGCAAGCAUUAUCCCAUGUAACACCUUUAAGAAAUUACUUCCUACGUGAGGAAAAUUAUGGUAAGAUCAAGAGGCCACCUGGAGAUUCGGCUUACUUGCUUGUCCAGAGAUAUGGGGAAUUGAUGAGGAAGUUAUGGAACCCUAGAAACUUUAAAGCUCAUGUAUCCCCACAUGAAAUGCUUCAAGCUGUUGUGCUGUGGAGUAAAAAGCGAUUCCAGUUCACACAACAAGGGGAUCCAAUUGAUUUUCUAUCAUGGUUUUUAAACGCCCUCCACAAGGCUCUGAAUGGUACAAAGAAAAAGGACAGUUCAAUUCUUUAUAAAACAUUCUUAGGUAAUAUGAGGAUUUAUACACGCAAAAUUCCCUCAACAGAUUUGGACGACAAGCAAAAGAAAGCUUUGAUGGCAACUGAGGAGUAUCAGGAAGUUAUUACAGAGUCUCCAUUUCUAUAUUUGACUUGUGAUUUGCCUCCACCACCUCUAUUUAUUGAUGAAUUUAGGGAAAAUAUUAUUCCUCAGGUUAAUCUGUACCAGUUACUCACCAAAUUUAAUGGAGAGACUGAAAAGGAGUAUAAAACUUACAAGGAAAACUUCAUGAAGAGGUUUGAAAUCACCAAAUUGCCUCCAUUUUUGAUACUAUACAUCAAAAGGUUUACUAAAAAUACGUUCUUUAUUGAAAAGAACCCUACAAUUGUUAAUUUCCCUGUGAAGAAUGUAGACUUUGGUGAGUUUUUAACAAAUGAAGUUAAGGCGAAACAUAAAAACACAGUCUAUGACCUGGUGGCUAACAUUGUUCACGACGGUGAACCCACGAAAGGGACAUACAGAGUUCAUAUUUUACAAAAAUCUACAGGGCAGUGGUAUGAAAUGCAAGAUCUUCACGUCACCGACAUUCUACCCCAAAUGAUCACCCUUACAGAAGCUUAUAUACAAAUUUACGAGCUGAGGACAUCAUAGCUAUUGAUUAAUUAAUUUUUGUAUCUUAAAUAAAAGUGUAAAGCAGAA
Aethina tumida (small hive beetle) is the source of this 1699-nucleotide messenger RNA. It is a transcript of the gene Usp39, whose product is annotated as U4/U6.U5 tri-snRNP-associated protein 2. The coding region runs from base 53 to 1651 and encodes 532 amino acids. Gene Ontology annotation, biological process: protein deubiquitination; spliceosomal complex assembly; mRNA processing. The transcript has 6 exons. The record is from RefSeq and is a predicted model, not a curated record. Gene Ontology annotation, molecular function: cysteine-type deubiquitinase activity; zinc ion binding. NCBI's taxonomy places the organism in Eukaryota, Metazoa, Arthropoda, Insecta, Coleoptera, Nitidulidae.